Schistocerca piceifrons (Central American locust) is the source of this 5440-nucleotide messenger RNA. Its product is annotated as apoptosis-stimulating of p53 protein 2-like. Bases 32 to 3361 code for a protein of 1109 amino acids. Gene Ontology annotation, biological process: regulation of apoptotic process. Gene Ontology annotation, cellular component: nucleus. The transcript is spliced from 17 exons. The record is from RefSeq and is a predicted model, not a curated record. NCBI's taxonomy places the organism in Eukaryota, Metazoa, Arthropoda, Insecta, Orthoptera, Acrididae. Gene Ontology annotation, molecular function: p53 binding.
UCCGGCGCUGAGCCUGAGGGAGCUGCGCGACAUGGCGUGCCGGCAGCAGUCGCAGAUAGAGUCGCAGCGCCAGCUGCUGGCCGCGAGGGAGCAGCGGCUGCGCUUCCUCAAGCAGCAGCAGCUGCACCUGCAGCCGCAGGGCGCGCCCAACCAGCAGGGCCAGCAGGGACAGCAGCAGCAGCAGCAGCAGCAGCAGCAGAGGGCGCACGAGGCGGAGCGGCUGCGCAGGCUGCGGGAGCGCGUGGAGGCCCAGGAGCUGAAGCUGCGGAAGCUGCGCGCGCUGCGCGGCCAGGUGGACGCCCAGAGGCAGGGCAACGCCGCGCUCACGUCCGACCUGGACUCUAUCCGCGCGCUGUUCAACGAGAAGGAGAAGGAGCUGUCGGUGGCGGUGGCCAAGGUGGAGGAGCUGACGCGCCAGCUGGAGGAGCUGAGGGCCAACCGCGGGGGCGGCGCCGGCGCCGGAGGCGGAGACGGCUCGCUGUCUGCGGGGGCGGCCGACGGCGCGCCGCCAGGGGCCGCCGCGCUCGAGCUGGACCGGCUGCGCCGCGAGCUCAUGUACCGGAACAAGCUGAACGAGCAGCAGCGGCUGUGCAUCUCGCAGCAGCGCGAGGCUCUGAGCCAGCGGCAGGCGGAGGCGGCGUCGGUGGACCGCCGCAUCUCGGAGCUGCAGGGCCGCCUGCACCGCAAGCGCCUCCUCAACCAGCAGCACACCUCCACCACCAACAAUAACCACACCAACAACAACAACAUCAACAACAGCGCCAACAACAACAACUCCAGCAGCAUCCUCAACAACAACGCCAACAACAAGCAGCAGGCGAUCCAGCAGCAGCAACAGCACAGGCCUGCCGUGGUGGGUCACGCCCAGGACCAAAAGCCGGCAUUCCUGCUGAGGCCCGGAGGCAAUGUUGCUGCCGUUGAGCCGUACCUCCAUGUCCCGGCACCACAGCCGCAGCAACAACAACAACAACAACAGCAGCAGCAACAGCAACAGCAACACCAUCAGCCCAUGUCCGCUGACCAGCAGGAGAAGCCCCUCACCCAGGGCUCCCACAAUGCUCACCAGGAUGACAUAUCACCUUCAGAGUUUGGGGGCAGCAAGGCAGACCCAAAGUACCAAACACUGCCAUACAAUACAAAGUUCACAGUCAGUUUCUUGUCAAAGACGGCAGUGGGUGGCAAUGAAGUGGAGACUGCUAGGAAUGCCAUCAACAGCAACCUGAACAGCAAUUUUGGCAGCAGCACUGGUGUUAGCCCUGCGAACACCAAUAUGGGGCAACAACAACAACAACAACAACAACAACAGCAGCAGCAGCAGCAGCCGCAGCAUCAACAGCAACAGCAGAUGAUGUCAGUUGCACAUAGUACUCCAUUGUCAGGAAUAAACAAAGGUCUGGCAAUUGGUGUUGGGCAGCAGCAGCAGCAGCAGCAACAACAACAACAACAACAACAACAACAGCAUGAGAGUUCCAAUAACAAGCAAUCAUACACCAGUGGUGGCCGGCCUGCAUUUGGACUACCACCUCAGCCGUUCCUUCCAGGGCUCCACCGCUCUGCCCCAGCAGGAGCACCCAGCUCUGGUAUGGGGAACAUGGCCCAGGGCUCUGUACACCAGAAACCAGUCAGCAGUGUAGCACCAACGUCAGUGCAGCAUCAGAAGCCAUCUCCAAUUUAUCAGACAUCGUCGACAAAGAUACAGCCGGUGCAGCCACAAACGAUCAGCUCUACAGCUCCCCAGCAGAUGUUGGUGCUGAGUCCACCACAGGGGACCUCGACACCUCUGACCGGCACACCAGAGUCUGCCCCUACCUCUGCGUCGGUAACCGCAGCGGCGACUCUGCAGCAGCCUUCCACUCCGAAGCCGGCGCUGCCGCCUAAGCCGACGGUGCCGCAGGCGAAGCCCACGCCGCCACCACCACCCAGGCAGACGGCGCUCCACCAGCAUCAGGGCUCAGCAGACGACAGUCUGACCACCUUGAGACAACAGGAGGCUGUACCGGACGACAGCAGCCCCGGUGCUGUGCCGGGACUGGGAGAAGACCAGCAGCAGGCCACGCCCCCACCCCUCCCCAGGUUGCCUGAGGGGCCGCAGCACCAGCAGCCGCCCCCACAGGCACAGGCCCCACCUCCACCACCUGCCAUAAAGGCGAGGGGCCCCAUCAACCUGUGUCGGAAGCAUAUGUCGGAGCAGCCGAGGCUGAAGGGCACUGCAGGCCCCGGUGGAGUCCACGUCAGUAUCAACAGGCGGAUUGAGAUGCCUCCGGCCUUCCUCUUCCCUGAGACAGAUGCACCUCCCUCAGAUUUGGUGCACAGCUCUGCCUCAACUGUGACGUCUUCAUUACCGACACCAACAAUGACUACCUCUGUGAACUCUGCUAUCCAGGGAAACAGUGUGGUCACUUCCCUGGUGACAAACAGCUCACCAGAUGAUGAUGACCGCCUCACAGCUGGAGUGAAUACUGAGCAGGAUGAUUCUGCGGGUGGGGCGACUCUUACCCCCUCGCAGCAGCAGCAGCAGCAGCAGCUUGCAGAGAAUAACAGUGCUGUCAAAGCUGAAGAUUCCUCUGAGACAAACUCGGAUGAACAACAGCAGCAACAGCAGCAAGGAUUGAGUGUCCAGCCAGGUGGUGAUUCGGCAGUGGUGAGGAGGAAAGGUAACCUGAAAGUGGGGACAAACAGUGGCAACACGGGAUCUGGCAAUGGCAGUGGGGAGGGCAAGGGUGGGCAGCUACGGCGGGUGAGCUUUGACCCGUUGGCGCUGCUGCUGGACGCCAGCCUGGAGGGUGAGCUGGAGCUGGUGCGUGCUACGGCGGGCCGCGUGCCCGACCCCAGUGCUGCCAAUGACGAGGGCAUCACCGCCCUGCACAAUGCCAUCUGCGCAGGGCACCUUGGCAUUGUGCGCUUCCUCGUUGCCUUCGGUUGUGACGUCAACGCCCAGGACAGUGACGGCUGGACGCCUCUGCAUUGUGCUGCAUCGUGCAAUAACCUGGCCAUGGUGAAAUUUCUCGUGGAGCACGGAGCGUGUAUCUUCGCAACAACGCUUUCGGACCACGAGACAGCAGCAGAGAAGUGCGAGGAAGAUGAGGAAGGCUUUGAUGGAUGCUCCGAAUAUCUUUAUAGUGUCCAAGAAAAGCUUGGAAUUCUCAACGGUGGUGUCGUGUGGGCAGUCUAUGACUAUGAAGCACACAACCCGGAUGAACUAAGCUUUCGAGAGGGUGACCGCUUGGUGGUCCUGCGGAAGGGAGAUGAAAACGAACGCGAGUGGUGGUGGUCGCGGCUCGAUGACAAGGAGGGAUAUGUGCCUCGCAACUUGCUCGGGCUCUAUCCUAGAGUGCAGCCUGGCAAGAAGAUAGUUGAAUGACCAACGUAAACAGGCUGCCAACUUGCCACCAACUCAGGGGAGCAAAUCCAGUCCAGACAGACAAUAGUUUAAGCUUUUUGGAAUUUAUUGACUGAAGUGUGUCAUCGAACUGACUGAGGAUAUUUUACUGUCCUGCAUUGUACUUCAGGCCUAUGAUAGAGUAGAUAUUACAGGUUCUAAACUUGUUAAAUAUGGAUAGAACUAUGAAUUUGUCUGUGACCAUGACUCGAUGUGAUUCUUUAAUACUAAAAUGCAAUCACAGGCAACACUUGAAGUACAAAAACUGAGAACAAUUCAGGCUUUAAUAGGCAUCGAAUUUCGAUGCUCAGAGUUAAGUGUAUAUUAUGUAAACUGUAAUAGAGACAGAUGUGAUUAGGCUGAUAUGUAAUGUUUCUAAUAGAAGGCAACAAUGAACUGUGUAUGUAUGAAUUAACUGUGAGUUUGGGGAAAUAAUGCCUGCUGUUAUAAAUAUAUGGGAACAGAGUUUUUGAUAUAUUGUACUUUUACAGAACGGCCUGAAAUGCUUCACAGUCUUACUGAGUCAAGCCACUUGCCAAUGCAAAUGUGAAACAUGAUCAAAUUUAAAGUGCACCCUUGAUGUUUUUAGUAACCCAUGGAAGUGUUUGACAAUACGCUUCAACAUUUUUACAUAUGUAUUUUGAGACAGUUCAUCGCAGAGAUAAAACAUGCAAAGUCACAGUUGCUUCAGUAUUCAUAGCACUAUAUGAAUGGUUUUCUACAUAAGUUAUGCUAAUUAUGAAUUGUGCACAUACUCCAGAAGGUUUAAUUUUUUGUCUUAUUCCUGCCACUGUCCAAUGUAAGAAAAUGGCAGCUGAAAUUUGUUAUACUUUGGCAUGGAGCUUUUGACUGUACUUUGUGAUGAAUGACAUAUCUUCUCCCACCUCAUUGACUAUUAAGAAUACUAGACAGUGCCAGGCUAUAAUCGGAAUAUCAGAUCUGAGGCACUGUGAGAGUCCAAAUUUAAUAUAAUCUCUGCAUCACUGGCCAUAAUUAUGAGCAGUUGUUGUUAUAGUGAAUCUAUUUCUCAUUUAAUACAUUAUUAAAGACAAUAACAUGUCUAUUGGAAUCUUUCACCUUCACUAAAAAGGUAUAGAUUAAGGAUUGCAUAAAUAGUUCCUGAUAGUGACAAAUCCUGUUGAUUGUGGGCAAAGGUAUGUCCCCAAGUUCUCUUUUUAACAUAUCAAAAGAAGUGGUUCUAUGAAGGAUAGAAUUAAUUAUCCUAUUGAUAGAUUCCGCAAGCAGUGUAAAAAGAGAGCACACUCUACUCUUACACUUUCUUAUCUACUAGAAUUCCACAGUUUGAAUUUAUUAUGGAAGUCACAGAUUAGUAAACACAAUAGCUUUUCAGUCAUAUAGAUGCAAGGUUUUUAAUUCACCAGUUUUGGUUAAAAAAAUCUGAUACACAAUGCUUCUUACCUUUCUUGUGAACUUUGCUGAUGCAAAAUGUGAUACCUGAUAAGAUGCAGAAACUUUGUGAUGGGAAAAACUGACACAUUCAGUAAGACAUUGUUAUUUGCUGAUGUAUUGGCUGAAAUGUUUCUGUUUAUUGUGUGGGAGCAAUGAAUGGACCACUUGAGCAUUAAUCGGUACUAAAAGGCAAGCAGGAUGAGAAUGCAUGUGUGUGUGUGUAACUGGCAGCAAAAUCAGACAAACAUUGUAUGCAAGGAAAAGUAAAUGGUUCUGUGCCUUCCUAAUAAAGUACGAAAAGUGGAAAUGAGAAUGUCAGCUGUAUACAUUUUAAUGAACUGUGGGGGUGCACAAUUAGCACUAAAUAAAUAAAAUAUUUACUUGUGAAGCAGUAUAAGGGGUAAAGAUGAAAUAUUUUCCAUAUGUACAUAAAUAUAUUAUUGCUGUAUGGAAUAAAAUGCUUUACAUUUCUGGCUCUGCCAGUGUUGAGGAAUGAGUAAAUAGUUUAUACUUUAAUCCCGUUCUGUAAGCAUCUGCCUAGUGGAUGGAUAUACCUUAUGUUUAGAGAGAAAUAUUACUAUUACUAUCACUAUGAUUAUCAUUAUUGUAAAUAUCAUGUUGUAACUGAAAUAUAUUUUCAUCCCAGUUUUA